GCUACGAAUGCAAGCACGCCGACCGUGCGGUGCCACCGGGCGACGCGGCCGAGCAGUUGCAAAUGCCGUGGCUGUCGGUCACAUCCCCGCAGGGUAAAGGGCUGCUCCCCGGCGCGGACGUCCGCGAGGGCGGGAACCAGAGCGCACCGGGUGUGAUCUACCCAAGCGGAGACUGGGAAUUCGUGGACAACAAGUGCAUCUUCUACUUCACCCCAGACAUGGCGCUCUACGACAAGCAGCGCUUCUAUGUCCUCGUCUGGGCGCGGAAUCCCGUGCGGCCCAUGCCGCGCGACGACCCGGAGAACGUGUGGCAGGUGAUCUUCAACGCCUCAGGUGACUGGGGACUUCCAGUGGACCACCAGGUUCCUUGCAUGCCCUACUUCCCGCCCUACUGCAACGAGACUGGCGAAGCCUACUUCGUCAACCCAGUGUCCUUCCCCUCGAAUCGGCGACACUUCGAGCUCCUUUAUCCGAACUAUACGGACACCCAUACGGAGUCAGGACCCUACGACUUCGCGGUGCCGGAAGGUGAGGACCAGUAUUUCGUGACGAACUACGCGGUGUUGGGCGUGCUGACGCAGCCCAUCUACCAGCCGCAAAACAUCGUGCUGGGUGCCAGGACCGUGGUCCAGCUUUGGUUCGUGGCAGAGCUCGGUGCAAAUCGGGGCGGACAAGUUGGCGUCCAUGCGCCAAACGGCUUCGAAUUCGGCCAGAUUUGCUCGGCGAGAAAUCUUCCAGACGAGUACUACGCCUCCUUCGGACCUCCGGCACAAGACGCACCACAGCGCGUCUGGCAACUGGAGGACAUGGGUGACUGCCAUUUGGGAGCGGCCCCAAGUUGGCACCCAAGCGGCGUCUACGCGCUGAUCAAGGUGGCAGGCUCCAUCAUCCAGAACCGCCUCUAUGGCUUCGAGAUGGAUGUGAUCGUUCCG
Molecule: messenger RNA, 932 nt
Organism: Symbiodinium sp. CCMP2456
Lineage: Eukaryota; Dinophyceae; Suessiales; Symbiodiniaceae
Source: the annotation of a GenBank genome assembly